AUGAGUCAGGAAAUCUUCUCCGUCUACGCUCCCUGUGCCCACUGGGUCUACGAGGGAAAGGUCAGGUGCAAUGGUGCUGAGUCCUUGGUGAGUGUCGUCAAGGAACUCCUCAAGAAGAAGGGCUGCGAGCCGCAAACGGACUUGCAGAUUAUUAUCGAAUGGUGCCCAAAGUGUAAAGCCGGCUUUGCAAAGAUCAUCCACACACCUGGAACGGUGUUUCAAAUGCAAAUCCUCUGGGCCGUUGACGCCGAGACUGUCGGCUACCAGGCAUUUGCUGGUCUCGAAGAGCUAGAGUACGUGCCAGCCGAUCGAUUCGAUGCCGAUGGCAAGCGAGAGGACGGCACCUGGGAGCUUCAAGCCCUGAAGAACGAGGUCUAUCGUUUGCGCCCUGACUCCGUCUGGAUCAAGGACGAUUCAUGUUCUCGUCAGCUCUCUCAUCAGUUGGAUUUCUGUCAGCGGGCUCUUGACCCGACAAAGGAAAAGGCGUGUAAUCAUAGUCAAGCCGAGGAAGUUGCUCUCUUGACUAUCUUUUCUUUUGUCGGUUCUGGUUCAGAACAUCAUUACCAACACUACUAG
Fusarium venenatum is the source of this 576-nucleotide messenger RNA. The record is from RefSeq and is a predicted model, not a curated record. NCBI's taxonomy places the organism in Eukaryota, Fungi, Ascomycota, Sordariomycetes, Hypocreales, Nectriaceae.